This is a messenger RNA of Perognathus longimembris pacificus (Pacific pocket mouse), 1927 nucleotides long. It is a transcript of the gene Shisa5, whose product is annotated as shisa family member 5. NCBI's taxonomy places the organism in Eukaryota, Metazoa, Chordata, Mammalia, Rodentia, Heteromyidae. The record is from RefSeq and is a predicted model, not a curated record. Gene Ontology annotation, biological process: positive regulation of canonical NF-kappaB signal transduction. The coding region runs from base 107 to 826 and encodes 239 amino acids. The transcript is spliced from 6 exons. Gene Ontology annotation, cellular component: endoplasmic reticulum.
GAGGCGAGGCCAGCGGCAGGCAGCUCGGGUCUCCGAGGCUGCGGCUCCCCUCCUGCCCCCCGGUCUUCCGUCUGUCCGUCAGUCUGUCCUGUCUGUCUGUCCAGCCAUGGCUGUGCCGACCCCUGUACCUGGGACCUUGUUGCUGUGUCUACUGCUGCUGCCUCUGGGUGCCCAUGGUGAGCUGUGUUUGAAUUUGGGUGGUGACAAGCCAAUCGCACAAUCUUGUCCUGAUUUCUGCUGUGGUUCCUGUUCUCAUCAAUACUGCUGCUCUGACGUCUUGAAGAAAUUCGUGGGGAAUGAGGAAACGUGUGGCAUGGUUAAGGCCAGUCCAUCCAACCCCGCGCAGCCAUUGGAGCAGCUGGGUGUAGCACUGAGGCUUGGAUCCAGCUAUGACAGCUACGAUGACUCCAUGCCAGGAUUUGGAGCGACGAUCGCCAUUGGCCUGACCAUCUUGGUACUGUCUGUGGUCACCAUUAUUGUCUGCUUCACCUGCUCCUGCUGCUGUUUGUACAAGAUGUGCCGCCGACCUCGUCCCGUCGUGACCACCUCUACAGCGACCACAGUAGUGCACGCUCCGUACCCCCAACCCCCAAGUGUACCCCCUAGUUAUCCAGGACCCACCUACCAAGGCUACCAUCCUAUGCCACCCCAGCCUGGAAUGCCAACAGCACCCUAUCCAGCACAAUAUCCACCCCCCUACCCGGCCCAGCCUAUGGGCCCACCAGCCUACCACGAGACAUUGGCUGGAGGUGCAGCCGUGCCCUACCCUAUGAACCAGCCUCCUUACAACCCAGCCUACAUGGACACCCCGAAGGCAGCCCCCUGAUCAUCUACACCCCUCCUUUCUGCCUGCCACUCAGUUAACGCCAUGCGCAUGCGUAUGUGUGUGAGUGAGUGGUAUACAGUUUCCUUAUUGGCUCGUGUGUAAGGUGAGCCCUCUCUUGAUUGGUGGCUUCUUCUGAUGCUGACUAGGUGCGGACCAAUCCUUGCCCGGAUAGGGCAGGACCAAACUUUUUGUUUGUUUGUUUUUCUUUCCCCUUCUUCUCCACUUGAAAUGAAUGCUUUCCUGCAAUUGCAAGCAAAUUCAAAGGUGGGGGGUAUUGGGAGAGAUUUUCUAACUCCCCCCGGAGUGAGCAGGUUAGCACUGUUUUCUUCUGGUUUGUUUUCUGUACUUUUGCACACAUAAUCCUGGUGUGAGGACUUGGGGCCACUUGCUAUUCUGAGGCCCGUGUUUGAUCCCCAGGAUUUGGGGGUGCUGUUCAUCAGGUCUGAGCCACGUGCAGGCAAGUUGGGAAAAUGGGAUCUGUUGAAGCUCAAUGCUUUUAGGCAUUGUACCCAAGAGCCUGGAUCAUGUUUAAUGGGGGGGUGGGGGGGUCAGUUAGCUCCUGAUGUCAAUACCUCUCACGGAGAGGCCCACCUAUCCCAGAUGGCUGUCUCUCUGGACUUUCUUCUCUGAAUCUAUGCGGAGGGACUCUCAAGACUCCUGACUGGCCAUAGGGGAGUUUUCUGGCCUAGCUCUGCGACAGGUGAGCAGAGGGAAGAGCUCUAAUCCCCAACACACUGGGAUUUCCACCCUGCAGCGUUUGCUGUUUUGUUUUUCUUUUUUUUUUACUUUUCGUCAUAUGUGGUUUGUUGUUGUUUUUUUGCCUGUUCUCUGUUUUGAAAAUAUGUGCUCAUGGAUGAGAGGUAAAACCCCUUGGAUCUUGGAGAGAAAUGGAUCCCCAGGGAUACACAAUUCCUCGUGUACCCCCACUUGACCAAGCUUCACAAUGCAUCCAACUCACUGAGUGUGGGGGUGCUCCCGCCUGUCAUCCUGGCUACUCAGGAGGCUGAGAUCUGAGGAUCACAGCUGGAAGCCAGCCUGGGCAGGAAAGGCCAUGAGACUGUCUUGCCAGUGGAUCACCAAAAAAAAAAAAAAAAAAAGCCA